Molecule: messenger RNA, 1238 nt
Organism: Camelina sativa (false flax)
Lineage: Eukaryota; Viridiplantae; Streptophyta; Magnoliopsida; Brassicales; Brassicaceae
Product: glutathione S-transferase F10
Biological process (GO): glutathione metabolic process
Cellular component (GO): cytoplasm
Molecular function (GO): glutathione binding; glutathione transferase activity
Source: RefSeq, a predicted model, not a curated record
UUUAUUACAACAAAGUGGGGGAAUAUAUUUCCGGCAGUCCUAUAGAUUUUGAUUUCAUUACAACAAGUGGUCUCUUUACAAUACUGCUUAAUGUUUUAUUACAAAACAUUCGUUUUUUUUUUGUUUUGACUACAAAACAUUAGUUUUUUUCUUUUUCUUAAAGCGACGUGGAACAAUGCAGCCACCGAUAGCCUAGACUUGUUUCAAUAAUACUAAUAAGUGCGACUGCGUUUACCGUAACGACCGCAAACGCAGCUCACCAGAUCCUUUUUUGUCUCUCUUUCUCUAUAAAAUCGCGUCCUGAUAAUAUAGCUGUGAGUUGAGAAAAAACUUGACAAAGGAAGAAGAAGAAGAAGAAGAAGAAGAAGAAAAAAAAAUGGUGUUGACGAUCUAUGCUCCUUUAUUCGCUUCAUCAAAACGAGCUGUGGUGACAUUAGUGGAGAAGGGUGUACCAUUCGAAACCGUCCAUGUCGAUCUCAUGAAAGGAGAACAUAGAAAGCCUGAGUAUAUCGCCAUCCAGCCUUUUGGUAAAAUCCCUGUGCUCACCGAUGGAGACUACAAAAUCUUCGAGUCGCGUGCCAUCAUGAGGUAUGUAGCAGAGAAGUACAGAUCACAAGGACCUGAUCUUUUAGGGAAGACAAUUGAAGAGAGAGGACAAGUAGAGCAAUGGCUUGACGUUGAGGCAACUAGCUACCACCCACCACUAUUGGCUCUAACGCUCAACAUUGUCUUUGCACCGCUCAUGGGCUUUCCUGCUGAUGAGAAAGUUAUUAAGGAGAGCGAAGAAAAGCUUGGAGAAGUGCUUGAUGUCUACGAAGCUCAGCUUUCCAAGAACGAGUACUUGGCUGGUGAUUUCGUGAGUCUAGCUGAUUUAGCUCACCUUCCUUUCACCGAGUACCUUGUUAAUGAGAUCGGCAAGGCUCAUUUGAUCAAAGAUAGGAAGCAUGUGAGUGCGUGGUGGGAUAAAAUUAGUAGCCGUCCUGCGUGGAAGGAGGUUUGUGAGAAGUAUGCGUUACCUGUUUCUGCGUUACCUGUUUAAUCAAGGAAGGGGGUAUGUUUCGUUUGUUGUGAUGUUUGUGAGAGCUCUGUGUGUCCUGCGAGGGAGUCCGUUUUGGGUCUAUUGUCUCUUUUUGUUUCAAUAAUAAACGGAACUCUGCCUCAUUUGUUUGCUAUAUCUGGUUUUCGUAUAUUUUGUAAUCUCUCAAGCAAAGUUUUUAAUAAGACUUUUAAACCGAACC